UUGAAUUCAAAAUCUAAUCCAACGACUUCACUUUCUCGCUACCUUUCCUUUUCUCAGAAUUCCUCCCAUCUUUAUCUCUUUCGUCUCUCAAUUUCUAUUCUGGUAAUCGACUUCUUGUUUUUUUUUUUUUUUUGUCUCUAAUGGUUGAAUUGUGCUCGGAGAGUUGCCACCAGAUCGUUAUCGAUAAAGACCAAACAGUGGAGAAUUGCGAGUCAAAAGCUUCUCCAAACCCUGUCAAUGAAUUAUUUGAAGAGAAUACCGAUUCCAUGGAUGAAGAUACUUUAUCCAACAUGAAUCCAGAAAUUUCUCCGGCUGGGAGGCCAACACUUCCCAUAUUACAGAAAGUUAUUAAUUUGAGCAACAGUGUUCAGCAUUUGAAGAAGGAGCACGAAAUCCUGUCUAAUCAAGUGAAGUCUUUUCCUGGCCAUGACGUAGUAGGAACUCUUCAGCUCCUCAAUGAUGAAUAUGAACUUCUGAAGAAGAAAUACCUAGAUGAGUCAUCAGAGAGGAAGCGCCUAUACAAUGAAGUGAUUGAGCUUAAAGGAAACAUCAGUUUUUGCAGAUGUAGACCACUAAAUCAAGCUGAAAUUGCCAAUGGUUCCUCUUCUGUAGUUGAAUUUGACUCGUCCCAGGACACUGAGCUACAGAUAGUUUCUUCAGAUUCCAAGAAGCAAUUCAAGUUUGACCAUGUAUUUAGGCCUGAGGAAAGUCAAGAGGCUGUAUUUGCACGAACUAAACCCAUUGUGACUUCUGUACUGGAUGGCUAUAACGUCUGCAUAUUUGCUUAUGGGCAAACUGGAACUGGGAAGACAUUUACUAUGGAGGGAACACCAGAUAAGGGAGUUAACUACAGGACAUUGGAGGAGUUGUUUCAAGUUUCUGGAGAGAGAGGUUGUGUAAUGCAAUAUGAGCUAUUUGUCAGCAUGAUGGAGGUCUACAAUGAAAAGAUAAGGGACCUUCUAGGAGAAAACUCCAACCAGCCUACUAAACGGUUGGAUGUCAAGCAAGCAGCUGAUGGGACACAAGAAGUUCCAGGACUUGUUGAAGCUCGUGUUUACAAUACAGAGGAAGUCUGGGAGCUGCUGAAGUCUGGGAGCCGGGCCAGAUCAGUUGGAGCCACUAACGCCAAUGAAUUGAGCAGCCGUUCUCACUGUUUGUUGCGUGUAACUGUAAGGGGAACUAAUUUAAUAAAUGGCCAAAAGACUAGGAGUCACCUGUGGCUGGUAGAUUUGGCUGGCAGUGAGCGUGUGGGAAAGAUUGAAGUCGAAGGUGAAAGGUUGAAGGAAUCCCAGUUCAUAAAUAAAUCUCUCUCUGCGCUUGGAGAUGUGAUUUCUGCCCUUGCAUCCAAAACUAGCCAUAUUCCUUACAGGAACUCAAAGCUCACACAUAUGCUACAGAGCUCUCUAGGAGGAGACUGCAAGACUGUGAUGUUCGUGCAGAUCAGCCCAAGUAAUGCAGACCUUGGGGAGACCCUAUGUUCAUUGAAUUUCGCUAGCCGAGUUAGGGGGAUUGAAAGUGGUCCUGCCCGCAAACAGGUGGACCUUGCUGAGGUUUACAAGUAUAAGCAAAUGGCAGAAAAGCUAAAGCAUGAUGAGAAGGAAACAAAGAAGUUGCAGGAUAAUGUACAGUCCUUGCAGUUGAGACUUGCUGCCCGAGAACAUAUCUGCAGAAAUCUCCAAGAAAAGGUUCGUGACCUUGAAAGUCAAUUAGCGGAGGAACGGAAAACCAGAUUAAAGCAGGAAACAAGAGCUUUUUCUGCUGCUGCGGCUGCUUCUACUAGAUCAUUUCUUAGACAAGAAACAGAGAAGACCAAAAUGGAGAAAAAGCCACCACUGGUUCCAACAAAACUGAGGCAACCACUGCGAAAAAUCACCAAUUUCAUGCCUCCAGCAUCACCUAUGCUAACCAACAGAAAGACGACUAGAAUGACCAUGGCAUCAGUACCAGAGGCUAAAGAAAAUAACCUCAAAACCAUGAUGGCACCAAGACGUAAUUCCAUUGCUGUCAGACCACCAACAACCACUACAGCAGUUCGUCAACCUAAAAGGCGAGUAUCAAUCACCACCUUCCGGCCAGAUUCACACAUGACAACACCACUCCGCAGCUCUACUUCUGGUUUCAACCAUAGCAGUACAAUGGAUAGACCAUCGUUGAUGCGGGAUCCGAGGAAGGCAAGGUAUUCAAGAUUGUUUUCUCCAUUGCCAAAGCUACCUAACCCAUCGGAGACAACACCUGCAGCCAUGAGAAGCAGUAGCAAGUUCAUGGGAAGUCCUCCAAUGCAGGUGGGUUCAUGGAAGCCGAAGCAUCCGACCGUGGUUGCUUUGCAACGGAAAUCGUUGGUUUGGAGUCCACUCAAGCUCAGGGGCACUCAAAGGAAGCAAUCAUUUUUGCCAUUACGACCUUCAGCUGAGAGGGAAUGAUACCUAAAUAACAGCAAAUAUGCUUCUCUGCUGCAACAUUUCAUUCCUCUAUUAUAUGGUCCACUAUGGUGUUCCAUUUAUCUAUGUUUUAGGCUUCUUGUCUAGAAUUUACAUGAAGCUGAUAAUCAGUGCCUCAUAUUUUAUCUAAACAAAUGCAUAAUUGUAAAAUUCUUGUAAAAACCAUCAUUUUAGUGAAUUUUGGAAUCUUAAUUUUAGUAGUGAUUAA
Messenger RNA from Gossypium raimondii (Peruvian cotton), 2646 nucleotides. RefSeq names its product kinesin-like protein KIN-14S. Gene Ontology annotation, molecular function: microtubule binding; microtubule motor activity; ATP binding. Gene Ontology annotation, biological process: microtubule-based movement. Lineage: Eukaryota; Viridiplantae; Streptophyta; Magnoliopsida; Malvales; Malvaceae. The record is from RefSeq and is a predicted model, not a curated record.